AUGGACAAAGCCGGCACCUCAGAGGCUGCGAGCCCCCUGGCAAGCAUCAGUCAGAUCACUGAAGAAACGGCACCCAGUUCUCGGGUGUUUCGCUGUGGCUUUGUACGAUACUGGGUACCCCUGGCCUACAGAGAGGAGCUUUAUCAAGUUCUGCGACUAACGGGACCUCUGCUCAUUACCCGGAUUUUAAACUUCCUUCAGCCUUUUGUCAUCACCAUUUUUGUUGGUCACCUUGGGAAUGCUGAAUUGGCUGGAUACGCACUGGCUUCUGCGACCAUUAAUAUGACCACAGCAGCCCUAGGAAGUGGUCUGGCCUUGACAUGUGACACACUGGUGUCUCAGACAUUUGGCAGUAAAAAUCUGAAGCGUGUUGGCAAGAUUGUGCAGAGGGGUAUCCUGAUCAUGCUGCUCUUCUGCCUGCCAUGCUGGGCCAUCCUUAUCAACUCCGAGUCCAUUCUGUUGCUCUUGCAGCAGGAAGCCAAUGUUGCCAGAAUUGCACAGUUGUAUUUGACUGCAUUCCUGCCUGCAGUUCCUGCCUUUUUCCUGCACCAACUACAGGUUACUUAUCUUCAGAACCAGGGGAUUAUUUUGCCUCAGAUGUACACAGCAGUUGUAUCCAAUGUAUUAAACUUAGCCUUCAACUACAUCCUCAUUUCCUGGAUGGGUCUCGGAGUGAUGGGCUCUGCUAUAGCCAAUUCUGUCUCUGUGUUCUUCAUUGGUCUCCUGCUGUUCGGCUAUAUACACUGGAAAAAACUGCAUGUCAGCACAUGGGGAGGCUGGUCCUUGGCCUCGCUGCAGGAAUGGGACUCCUUCAUGAAGCUCGCCAUUCCAAGUACGUUAAUGCUCUGCUUUGAGUGGUGGAUCUAUGAAAUCGGAGGUUUCCUUGCAGGUAUGCUGGGAGAGGAGGACCUGGCGGCCCAACACGUGCUGCUGGAGCUGGGAACCAUCACGUACAUGUUUCCUCUAGGUGUCCACACAGCAGCGUGUGUUCGAGUGGGCAAUGCUUUAGGGGCAGGAGACACGUCUAGAGCCCUGAUCACCAGUAAAGUGGCCCUGUUGGUCUCAGGAGUUUUAGCACUAUUACAGGGGAUUGUCCUCAGUUCUACAAAAUCAGUCUUGGGCUUCAUCUUUACCAGUGAUAAAGCCAUUGCUAAGAUUGUGUCCGAAAAUUUGACCGUCUAUACUUUCUCACAGUUUGUCGAUGGCCUUGUGUGUGUGAGCUCUGGGAUCCUUCUGGGUUCAGGGAAUCAGAAGAUAGCAGCCAUAGCCAACCUGGUCUCUUACUACUGUAUCGGACUUCCUUUGGGAAUAUUACUCAUGUUUGCUGCCAAGCUGAGGAUUCUCGGUCUGACACUUAGUCUCUUGGUCUGCGUCGUCAUCCAAGCUUGCUUUUUCAUCACUGUCAUCUUUAAACUCGAUUGGCAAAAACUGACAGUGAAGGCCCAGAGACGUGCUGGAAAAACUGGGAAAGUGGAUUGUGUAGGACAGAAGACACAUCUUGGCGUCCCAAUCAUGGACAACAUGAUUCCUGAAGGACCAGAUACCCGUGAGCAAAUACCUGCUGGAGGAACUUCGGUAUCCUCAGUAAACAUUUGCUCUAAACCAAGUACCUACGCUCCAGUGAACACCAAAGAACUGACAAAGAGUGCGAAUGCUCAGGAUGAAGUGGAGGACCGUGAAGCAGGAGAAGUCCAACACAAAGCCCUGCUCUCGGUCCCACAGUUAGUGCUGAGGAGAGGAUUGGCUGUCCUGGCUGCAGUUCUGCUGUUGGCCGCCAGUGUUGUGGUUCACCUCACAUGCCCACUACCACAGCCAUUUGUCCAAUUUAAGAGCAACCUCACCACGGACUGGGGGAACCACACCAACCCUACCGCCUUCCCCAACUCUACAACUACUAACUACCCAACAGUGAGACCAAUCUAA
This is a messenger RNA of Neoarius graeffei (lesser salmon catfish), 1923 nucleotides long. RefSeq names its product multidrug and toxin extrusion protein 1-like. Gene Ontology annotation, molecular function: antiporter activity; xenobiotic transmembrane transporter activity. Gene Ontology annotation, biological process: xenobiotic detoxification by transmembrane export across the plasma membrane. The record is from RefSeq and is a predicted model, not a curated record. Gene Ontology annotation, cellular component: membrane. NCBI's taxonomy places the organism in Eukaryota, Metazoa, Chordata, Actinopteri, Siluriformes, Ariidae. The transcript has 17 exons. The coding region runs from base 1 to 1923 and encodes 640 amino acids.